UCUGCAACUUUUUUCCCUCCUCCCCCUCUCUCUCUCUCCCUCACCCCCUUACUCGCUGUUUUUUCCCCUUUCCGCCGACCAAAAAUCCUGUAUUUCUCCUCUGCCAAGCCAAUCAAUCAAUCAAUCGGCGGUUCAGUCUUUCCACAAAUGCAAGACUUCAUCGGAUCGGUCAGGCGGUCGCUCGUCUUCCGCCCCGACACAGAGAGCAGCAGCACUACGGCGGAACUAAACAGCGGCGGCAGCCCUCCAUUAACGGGGACUCGCCCAUUGGUCGACAAGAUCAAUUCAUGCAUUCGGAAGUCUAGAAUCUUCGCCAAACCUUUGUCUUCCCCUCCGCUUCCAAUGGCUCCUCCGAUCCGGUACCGGAAAGGAGAGCUGAUCGGGUGCGGCGCGUUUGGUCAGGUCUAUAUGGGCAUGAAUCUUGAUUCCGGAGAGCUUUUGGCUAUCAAGCAGGUUCUGAUUGCAGCCAAUGGUGCUUCCAAGGAGAGAGCACAGGCUCAUGUCAAAGAUCUUGAGGAAGAAGUGAAGCUUCUGAAGAAUCUUUCACAUACCAACAUCGUGAGAUACCUCGGCACAGUUAGGGAGGAGGAAUCAUUGAACAUUUUGCUUGAAUUUGUUCCUGGUGGAUCUAUAUCCUCACUUUUAGGAAAAUUUGGACCUUUUCCUGAAGCGGUUAUCAGAACAUAUACUGAGCAAUUGUUGCUGGGAUUGGAGUACUUGCACAGUAAUGGCAUCAUGCAUAGAGACAUUAAGGGAGCAAAUAUCCUUGUAGAUAAUAAAGGAUGCAUUAAACUUGCGGAUUUUGGUGCAUCGAAGCAGGUAGUUGAGCUGGCCACAAUUUCAGGGGCGAAGUCAAUGAAGGGUACACCAUACUGGAUGGCGCCUGAAGUCAUUCGUCAGACAGGGCAUAGCUUUUCUGCUGACAUUUGGAGUGUUGGAUGUACUGUGAUUGAGAUGGCAACUGGAAAACCUCCUUGGAGCCAACAAUACCAAGAGGUUGCCGCCCUCUUUCACAUAGGAUCAACAAAGUCACAUCCAGAAAUACCUGAGCAUCUCUCAGAUGAUGCCAAAGAUUUUCUGCUCAAGUGCUUGCAAAAGUACCAUUUUACUGCUUUUUUACUGGCCUUUUUCUUGAUACAUCCAUUUGUUAUAGGGGGGCAUGGAGUUUCUGAUACAGCAACCAGUUUUACUCCACAGUCACAACCCACCCAAAUAGACAUCAGCCCUCUUGAUAGACCAUUGCCAUCUGUAUCUGGCUCUGGAGAUCUCUGUAACUUGGGGAGUCUAAACUUUUCUGUAAAUCUUCAAAACUCAAGUGAAACUCAACAUCUGUGGCGACCAAAUGAUGAGGACGCUGAUAUGUGUCAGAUCGAUAGUAGUUUCAGUAUAUCAAAUCAAAAUCCUAUGAUGACUUCUGGUGAAUUUGACAAUGAUCAGAAUGUCAAGCAUGAGUUCGUUGGAGAUUUAAUGGGAAAAUUCGAUGAGUGUCUCGAACCAGAUGAAGGAGUUCGAAUGUGCACUGAAGAACCAGCUCAGUGCAACAGAACCUUGUCAUGUGAAAUAUCAUUAUCUGAGGAUGAUGAUGAACUCACUGAAUCGAAAAUCAAAGCUUUUCUAGAUGAAAAGGCUUUAGAGCUGAAGAAACUGCAAACGCCUCUUUUUGAAGAAUUCUACAACAGCAUGAUUGCAACUAGCUCCUCAAGUUUUCCUCAGGGCUUGUGCAAUGAAACUUCUCCAAAUUACUUGAAGUUGCCACCUAAAAGUAAGUCACCUAGUAGAGGAGUUCCGCUGGGGGCCUCCUCCCCUGUAACUGAUACCGAAACCCCUGGGAGCACUGGUCGGAGUGCAUCAAAUGUCGUUGAUGCAAAUGAUGCAACUUCAAGAGCCAUUUCUUCUGCACAUGCUGAUGGACAAAAUGUAGUAUUCGUUGAUACUCAGCCAGAAUCUAUUGAGGUUUCUGAGAGACAGAGGAAAUGGAAGGAAGAGCUUGUUCAGGAGCUCGAGAGGAAGAGAGGUAUGAGGGACUGUCUUCCUUUUGCUUACUAUAACUGGUUGCUAACUUCAUAUUCAUUAAUGUAGGGUUGAAAAUGGGGGACAGUUAAACCAAAACUAAAUUUCAUUGGGUUGGGGGAACCAAAUUUCGGGUGACAGAACUGAAUAUGAAAUAUUGGUUUUACAUUCAGCUCACUAAUGCUUCCCUCUGUUUUUUGCAGAGAUGAUGAGACAGGCAGGGAUUGCAGCCAAAACUUCCUCAUCACCGAAGGAUCGAGCACUGAACAGGCAAAGGGAAAAGACUAGAUUCGCGUCAUCUCCAGGGAAGUAAAGUCUCAAACUUCUACUACUGAUGAUAAAUGUUCUUCUUCCCCAAAGUUUUGAUGGACAAGAAGAGAUAAAUUCUCUGUGAAGAGUUUUUGUCUGGCACCCUUGUAAAUAUAUCUCUUUGAAUACUACCUGGUUUCUCCAAAGCUUUGCCACACAUGAGAGGAGAUUAGUUUGUUAAUAGAAAUGUGUUCUUUCGAUUCCGACCCUCUUGCUGGUUUGUAACCAAUUUUGCAUGAGAAUGUGUUGAAGUGAAUCAAGUUAACGAGCUUCUGGUUGAAAGAUCUGAAUCUCAACUCCCACAGAAAAUGUUCUCAUCCUCUUAUUCAAUAAAUCUUUUCAAGUUUCCGUUCUGUAAUUUUUCUGUUUAUUUUUAAUCGUGAAAAGAU
Messenger RNA from Linum tenue, 2708 nucleotides. The record is from the annotation of a GenBank genome assembly. Lineage: Eukaryota; Viridiplantae; Streptophyta; Magnoliopsida; Malpighiales; Linaceae.